Molecule: messenger RNA, 1314 nt
Organism: Lodderomyces jiufengensis
Lineage: Eukaryota; Fungi; Ascomycota; Pichiomycetes; Serinales; Debaryomycetaceae
Exons: 1
Coding region: 1-1314 (437 amino acids)
Biological process (GO): regulation of cyclin-dependent protein serine/threonine kinase activity
Cellular component (GO): cyclin-dependent protein kinase holoenzyme complex; nucleus
Molecular function (GO): protein kinase binding; cyclin-dependent protein serine/threonine kinase regulator activity
Source: RefSeq, a predicted model, not a curated record
AUGACAACUUUUGUGAAAGAUAUCAAAGAAAUACCGAAUCUAAAACCUCCACAAGAAACAUUUGUAGACGAUCCAACAACAUUACAAGAAAUAAAUUUAGAUGAUUUAAUAUUUGAUUUACAAAAUGGGUUAAAAACGAUAAAGAAUUUACAUAUUUUACAUAUUAUAUUCAUUUAUUCAGUAUCUUUAAAAUUUAUAAUAAAAUUACAACAAUAUCCUGAAUUAUUUGAAAAAUUUAGAAGUCAACAAUUAAAGAACUUGGGGUUAAAUGAUUUAUCAAUAGAUGAAGAAGAAGAAGAAGAGCAAAUCCCGGGCAAUGAUGAUGAUAUUAAAUUAAAAAAUGAUAGUCUAAAUAAUGAGAUUUUUAACAACUCUAACACUUCAAUUACUUCAUUAUCAACAAAUACCAUAACAGGAACAUCUUCAUCAUCAGAUACAACAUCUGCAACUUCAUCAUCAAGUGAUUUAAAUAUUACCAAUAAAGAAAACACUUCAAGAUUAAAUAAUGAAGAAUUACUAAAAACUUUACAAAGAGAUGAUUUCGAUGAUUGUAAUGAAUCAUUAACUGAAAUAAGACAAUUUGAUAAUAAUUUUGGAGAGAUACUAAUAAACAACAAAGAAAAUAUAUCAAUUUUUGCAGAUGAUGAUAUUGAUGAUAUAAAAUAUAAUAAGACUUAUGACUUUAAUGAAGAUAUGAAAUUAAAACCAGAUUAUAUACCAAUUGAAACACUAAUUAAAACUACAAUUAUACAAACACCAGAAAUUUUAGAACAAGAAAAUACUAAAAGUGAAAUAAUUAAAUUAAAAAAAGAAAUAAUUCAUUCAACAAAUUCAAAAUCAACAAAUAAUUAUAAUCACCUAGUUAAAAUUUUCAAUUUAAUAAAAUUACCAAAUUUAUCAAUCCAAAAUUUCUUAUUAAGAAUAAAUCAAUAUUCAUCAUCAAUAUCAAAAGUUUCUUAUGUACAUUCAUUAUAUUUAAUUUUUAAAUUAACAAUUAUACAAAAUCUCGUAAAAUUAACAUUAAAUAAUUGUUUCAGAUUAGUUAUAGCAAGUUUAAGAACAACAACAAAAAAUUUAGAUGAUAUAUAUCAAAAACAAAAACAAUUUAAAAACGUUGUUGGAUUAAAUUUAAAAGAUUUACUUAGGUGUGAAAUUGGUUUUUGUUAUUUAAUUAAUUUUAAUUUUGGUUUAACUUUUGCAUUUGAAAAAAAUUUGAAAAAUUUUUUAAAUGUUGAAUUUGUAAAUCUUAUUCAAUUUUUCAAAAUUGAAUUGAAUGAAUAUUAUAUUGAGGUUUUAAAUGAAUUUAAAAAUUAA